UUGGACACAGAGCAGUACGGACCAGCACAGGACUACUACAGACCAGCACAUUACUACUACAGACCAGCACAGGACUACUACAGAAUACUACAGACCAGCACAUUACAACUACAGACCAGCACAGGACUACUACAGACCAGCACAGGAAUACUACAGACCAGUAUAUUACUACUACAGACCAGCACAGGACUACUACAGACCAGCACAUUACUACUACAGACUACUACAGACCAGCACAGGACUACUACAGACCAGCACAGGACUACUACAGACCAGCACAGGACUACUACAGAAUACUACAGACCAGUAUAUUACUACUACAGACCAGCACAGGACUACUACAGAAUACUACAGACCAGCACAGGACUACUACAGACCAGUACAGGACUACUACAGACUACUACAGACCAGCACAUUACUACUACAGACCAGUACAGGACUACUACAGACAAGUACAGGACUACUACAGACCAGCACAUUACUACUACAGACCGGCACAGGACUACUACAGAAUACUACAGACCAGCACAGGAGUACUACAGACUACUACAGACCAACACAGGAGUACUACAGACCAGUACAGGACUACUACAGACCAGUACAGGACUACUACAGACCAGCACAGGACUACUACAGACCAGCACAGGACUACUACAGACCAGCACAGGGCUACUACAGACCAGUACAGGACUACUACAGACCAGUACAGGACUACUACAGACUACUACAUACCAGCACAGGACUACUACAGACCAGCACAGGACUACUACAGACCAGUACAGGACUACUACAGACCAGCACAGGACUACUACAGACCAGCACAGGACUACUACAGACCAGCACAGGGCUACUACAGACCAGUACAGGACUACUACAGACCAGUACAGGACUACGACAGACUACUACAUACCAGCACAGGACUACUACAGACCAGCACAGGACUACUACAGACCAGUACAGGACUACUACAGACCAGCACAGGACUACUACAGACCAGCACAGGACUACUACAGACCAGUACAGGACUACUACAGACCAGCACAGGACUACUACAUACCAGCACAGGAGUACUACAGACCAGUACAGGACUACUACAGACCAGUACAGGACUACUACAGACCAGCACAGGACUACUACAGACCAGUACAGGACUACUACAGACCAGUACAUUACUACUACAGACCAGCACAGGACUACUACUGACCAGCACAUUACUACUACAUACCAGCACAGGACUACUACAGACCAGUACAUUACUACUACAGACCAGCACAGGAGUACUACAGAUCAGUACAGGACUAGUACAGACCAGCACAGGACUAAUACAGACCAGCACAGGAGUACUACAGACUACUACAGAUCAGUACAGGACUACUACAGACUACUACAGACCAGCACAGGAGUACUACAGACUACUACAGGUCAGUACAGGACUACUACAGACCAGCACAGGAGUACUACUGAUCAGUACAGACCAGUUUGGUGAACAGUGGAACCAGUGGAUCCUUUUGAUGGGACUCCCAGACCAGAGGGCUGUGACUGGACAGUGAGUGACCCCAUGCCUCUGAGUCCGGCUGCCAACGCUAAGCAUGACCCCCCUGAUCAUCCCCGGCAACCAGCCGCUACCAAUGGCAACCAGCCAGGUUCCGCCCUUGCCAGGGACGACGGGAGGACUUCCUCCCCAGAUCCUCCUGACGACGGCUCCGGAAACAGCAUCGUCAUCCGUAUUGGCAUCCCUGACCUGCAGCAGACGAAGUGUCUGCGGUUGGAUCCCGAGGCAGCGGUGUGGAGCAGUAAGCAGCAUGUGUUAGUGACUCUAACACAGAGUCUGACUGAUGUUCUGAACUAUGGGCUGUUCCAACCGGCCUUCAACGGACGAGCUGGGAAGUUCCUAGACGAGGAACGACUGCUGAAAGACUACCCUCUACCCCCCAUCACCCCUAUUCCCUAUCUAGAGUUUCGCUAUAAGAGGCGUGUUUACACUCAGAGCUAUGUGGACGACAAGCAGCUAGCAAAGCUCCAUACCAAGGCCAACCUGAAGAAGUUCAUGGAGUAUGUUUACCAGCUUAGCGUUGACAAAGUCUCCAGGUUCUUGGAGAAAGGUCUUGAUCCUAAUUUUCACGAUGCAGACACAGGAGAAUGCCCCCUAACCCUGGCGGUUCAGCUCGAGGGGAGUGCAGAGCUGAUUACAGUGCUGAGGAGUGGAGGAGCUCACCUGGACUUCAGGACGAGAGACGGAAUCACAGCUCUGCACAGAGCUGUUCUCUCUAGGAACCACACAGCACUCACAACUGUGUUGGCCCUGGGUGCGUCUCCAGACUAUAGGGACAGUCGUGGGUUAACUCCUUUGUACCACUGUGCCAUGGUGGGGGGAGACCCGUACUGCUGUGAACUGCUGCUACAUGAACACGCUGUCAUAGGCAGCACCGACGAGAAUGGCUGGCAGGAGAUACACCAGGCAUGUCGUCAUGGUAACGUGCAGCACCUGGAGCAUCUGCUGUUUUACGGAGCCGACAUGAGCUCUCAGAACGCCUCAGGGAACACGGCCCUGCACCUGUGUGGUCUAUACAACCAGGACGGCUGUGCCAGAGUUCUGCUGUUCAGAGGAACAAAUAAAGACAUUAAGAACUACAACAACCAGACAGCUUUUCAGGUGGCCAUCAUUGCUGGGAAUUUUGACCUGGCUGAGAUCAUUAAGAUCCAUAAGGCCUCAGACGUAGUGCCUUUCAGAGAGAGCCCAUCCUAUUCCUCAAAGCGCCGACGUCUGGGUGGGGCCAAUAAUGUUGGUGUGUGUGGCUCGUCAUCUCCCCGUUAUCUGAUUCGCUCAGCCAGCGACAACGCUCUGGAAAGCCCCGCCUCUUCUUCCCCCGGCCCCUCCCUCCACAGCCUGGAGAACACACACUCUUCCAACCGGCAGGCAGACACACACAGCCUUCGCAGGCAGACACGGCGCCUCAGCCCGAGUGGCAGGAUACAGAGGGACCCCAGCCCGCCUUCAUCUCCCCCCAGCCCAGUGCAGCGUGGGAAACGUAGGCUGUACAGCGCCGUGCCGGGGAGGACGUUCAUCGCUACCCGCUCUCACACGCCGCAGGGUCCCGGAGAGAUCAGCCUGCAUCGCGGGGAGAGGGUCAAAGUGCUGAGUAUAGGAGAAGGAGGGUUCUGGGAGGGUUCAGUUAAAGGACGGACCGGAUGGUUUCCUGCUGACUGUGUUGAAGAGGUCCAGAUGAGACAGUACGACCCACGCCUAGAAACACGAGAGGAUCGCACCAAGAGGCUUUUCAGACAUUACACCGUGGGUUCCUAUGACAACUACACUUCCUACAGUGAUUAUGUCAUCGAGGAGAAGAGUUCUGUGCUCCAGAAGAGAGACAGUGAAGGAUUUGGCUUCGUCCUCCGUGGAGCUAAAGCAGAGACCCCUAUAGAGGAGUUUGCUCCUACCCCAGCGUUCCCGGCGCUGCAGUACCUGGAGUCUGUUGACCUGGAGGGCGUGGCCUGGAGGGCGGGGCUACGCACUGGGGACUUCCUUAUUGAGGUAAACGGUAGUGACGUGGUGAAGGUGGGCCACAGGCAGGUCGUGGCGCUGAUCCGUCAGGGAGGAAGUCAGCUGCUGAUGAAGGUCGUUUCAGUCACACGCAAACCGGAGUCCGACUUCGUCCGGAAGAAAGCACCUCCUCCGCCUAAGAGAGCACCCAGCACGUCGCUCACACUGCGCUCCAAAUCUAUGACGUCUGAACUGGAAGAGAUAGCCUCUGCCAGGAGGAGACGAGGGGACAAGCUGGACGAGAUGUUGACUGGGUCCCAGGAGGUGAUGAUGAGAAAACGCCCCUUGGAGGCAGACUACAGAGCGGCCACCGUGAAGCAGCGGCCAACCAGCAGACGAAUUACUCAGCAAGAGAUCAACUCUUUGUUUGAGCGGCAGGGCCUGCCUGUUCCUCCAGGGGUUUCCCUGGGUCUGGAGAAAGCCACCAUGCAGCUGCCUCGUGGAAUGUCUCGGACCAAGUCCUUCGGUGCACCAGAGGAUGACAGGAUCUCUGCACUGAUUGGAGAGCAUCGGUUUCCAAGGAGCUCUUCGAUGACUGAUGGUUUCAUACCUCCUCCUCCCCAGACUGCCCCUCCUCCUCCCCCUUCCCACUACUUCCUGGACUCUGGCCCGCCGCCGGCGUUCUGCCCUCCACCUCCCCCGCAGCGAGCAGCCGAUCAAUCACACUCUAGCUUCAAGCCGGGGGCGGAACCUAGGCUGCACGAGGUCUGUGAUUCGCCAACGUCUCGGAGCCAUGCAGAGCGGCAGAGGAAAGCUCGCUCCAUGAUCAUCCUGCAGGAUUCACCUGUACCAGGCUAUCUACCUGCAGAGUCUUCUCCCCUAGGCCGACCUGCUGGGGCUACAGCAGGGCUGGGCCUGUCCCGGCCCAGCCCUGUUGUCUCCCCCAGCCCCCUCUCCAGAACCAGCCCUGCCCCCAGCCCCCUCUCCAGAACCAGCCCUGCCUCCAGCCCCAGCCCCCUCUCCAGAACCAGCCCUGCCCCCAGCCCUAACCCUCCAGGGGAGCGCAGCAGCAACAGGAGGCGUGGCCGACCAGUAGAGAACCCGUAUGCCAACGUGGGCCAGCUGCCUGCCCCCCCCAGCAAGCCUCAGCGCCGCAAGUCUCCGCUCCUCAAACAGCUGCAGGUGGAGGAGGGGCCCAGCAGGGCAGAGCUAUACCAGCAGCAGGUGCUCACCGAGCGUGCUCAGAUACGGGUCACGCCCCCUCAGGGCCGUAGGUCCUCCUUCUUCCUGUCUGUGGAGGGAGGGGCUUCAGAGCCCCCGCCCAUCUUACUGACCCAGUCCCACUCUGUAGAUGACCUGGGGGAGCUGCCCCCCCCAAUCCCCGUCCUCUCCCCCUCCUCCUCCCCCCACUCCACCUUUCUCCACCCACUGACAGGCAAGCCUCUGGACCCCUCCUCCCCCCUCGCCCUGGCCCUCGCUGCCCGCGAACGAGCUCUCACUGCACGCACACCCAGCCCUGAACCCAGAACCAAACACGCACACUCAUCUAGACCCGAGCCCAGGACCAAACACUCACCCAGCCCCGAGCCAAGGCCCAAACAGUCACCCAGCCCCGAGCCCAAACGAACCCCUCCUCCCCUGACCAGCCCUGAGCUCCGACACAAACGUAUCAACCCACCCAUAUUCCUUGACGGACAGCUGGAGCGGCCAGUCGUAGAGCGGCCAGAGACAGAAGGCGGAGUCACAUCUCCUGCUGUGCCCUCCCCCGAGCGUUGGCAGACUAUGCCCCUCCCUCCCAUCAGUCAGGUGACCAUCAAUAUAACCAAUGAAAGCCAGCUGGCAGGACGGGGUCUGGGGGAAGAGCUGAUUGAGGCGCUGCAUGGACAAUUACAGAGGAGGAGAAGUCUGACCGUUGGCAGCUCAGAGGAGGAGGGGGGGCCAUAUACGGUAACCCAGGGCCAAUCAGAGAGGAGGAAUAGUCUGGAGGGCGGGCCUUACACGGUGACCCUGCCCCCUGCACUGCUGUCAUCCAGUGAUGAGGAGACGAGGGAGGAGCUUCGUAAGAUUGGUCUGGUGUCUCCUCCCCUGGUGUUUGCCACGCCCCCCUCCCCCACCCAGCCCCGCUCCUCCCUCAGCCUGUCACCACGAAGACCCCAGGCAGGUGAGGGCGGGGGAGGAGGGGAGUCAGCUCCAGACUCAGGGAUGGAGGAGGGAGACCCUCACAUAGAGAACACCUUAUCCCCAAGCAGCACCCCGGCCCCCAGCCUGCCCCCCACCCUGCCCUCCCCAGAACGCCCCCAGCCUUUCCCUGCCACCCCGAAAACCCUGCCCUCCACCACCUCAGACCCCCAGAGCCUGAAGCCCAGGCUGCGUUCUCCCCUGGGCCGUGGUCGCUCUGCUCUCAGGGAUCCUCUACUGAAACAGUCUUCAGACAGCGAUCUGCUUCCAUCUGGCUGUGGACCUGGACGCCCACCACCCUACCUCUUCCAGGUAACCCUGACCCACCCUACCUCUUCCAGGUAACCCUAACCCUAACCCACCCUACCUCUUCCAGGUAACCCUGACCCACCCUACCUCUUCCAGGUAACCCUGACCCACCCUACCUCUUCCAGGUAACCCUAACCCACCCUACCUCUUCCAGGUAACCCUGACCCUAACCCACCCUACCUCUUCCAUGUAACCCUAACCCUAACCCACCCUACCUCUUCCAGGUAACCCUGACCCUAACCCACCCUACCUCUUCCAGGUAACCCUGACCCUAACCCACCCUAUCUCUUCCAUGUAACCCUGACCCUAACCCACCCUACCUCUUCCAUGUAACCCUGACCCUAACCCACCCUACCUCUUCCAUGUAACCCUAACCCUAACCCACCCUACCUCUUCCAGGUAACCCUGACCCUAACCCACCCUACCUCUUCCAGGUAACCCUGACCCUAACCCACCCUUUCUCUUCCAUGUAACCCUGACCCUAACCCACCCUACCUCUUCCAGGUAACCCUAACCCUAACCCACCCUACCUCUUCCAGGUAACCCUGACCCUAACCCACCCUACCUCUUCCAGGUAACCCUGACCCACCCUGCCUCUUCCAGGUAACCCUGACCCUAACCCACCCUACCUCUUCCAGGUAACCCUGACCCUAACCCACCCUACCUCUUCCAGGUAACCCUGACCCUAACCCACCCUACCUCUUCCAGGUAACCCUGACCCUGACCCACCCUACCUCUUCCAGGUAACCCUAACCCACCCUACCUCUUCCAUGUAACCCUAACCCACCCUACCUCUUCCAGGUAACCCUGACCCUAACCCACCCUACCUCUUCCAGGUAACCCUAACCCUAACCCACCCUACCUCUUCCAGGUAACCCUGACCCACCCUACCUCUUCCAGGUAACCCUGACCCACCCUACCUCUUCCAGGUAACCCUGACCCUAACCCACCCUACCUCUUCCAGGUAACCCUGACCCACCCUACCUCUUCCAGGUAACCCUGACCCACCCUACCUCUUCCAGGUAACCCUGACCCACCCUACCUCUUCCAGGUAACCCUGACCCACCCUACCUCUUCCAGGUAACCCUGACCCUAACCCACCCUACCUCUUCCAGGUAACCCUGACCCUAACCCACCCUACCUCUUCCAGGUAACCCUGACCCUAACCCACCCUACCUCUUCCAGGUAACCCUGACCCUAACCCACCCUACCUCUUCCAGGUAACCCUAACCCUAACCCACCCUACCACUUCCAGGUAACCCUGACCCACCCUACCUCUUCCAGGUAACCCUAACCCACCCUACCUCUUCCAGGUAACCCUGACCCUAACCCACCCUACCUCUUCCAGGUAACCCUAACCCACCCUACCUCUUCCAGGUAACCCUAACCCUAACCCACCCUACCUCUUCCAGGUAACCCUGACCCUAACCCACCCUACCUCUUCCAGGUAACCCUGACCCUGACCCACCCUACCUCUUCCAGGUAACCCUGACCCUAACCCACCCUACCUCUUCCAGGUAACCCUGACCCUAACCCACCUUACCUCUUCCAGGUAACCCUAACCCACCCUACCUCUUCCAGGUAACCCUAACCCACCCUACCUCUUCCAGGUAACCCUAACCCUAACCCACCCUACCUCUUCCAGGUAACCCUGACCCUAACCCACCCUACCUCUUCCAGGUAACCCUAACCCACCCUACCUCUUCCAGGUAACCCUAACCCACCCUACCUCUUCCAGGUAACCCUGACCCUAACCCACCCUACCUAUUCCAGGUAACCCUAACCCACCCUACCUCUUCCAGGUAAGCCUGACCCUAACCCACCCUACCUCUUCCAGGUAACCCUGACCCUAACCCACCCUACCUCUUCCAGGUAACCCUGACCCUAACCCACCCUACCUCUUCCAGGUAACCCUAACCCACCCUACCUCUUCCAGGUAACCCUGACCCUAACCCACCCUACCUCUUCCAGGUAACCCUGACCCACCCUACCUCUUCCAGGUAACCCUAACCCACCUUACCUCUUCCAGGUAACCCUGACCCACCCUACCUCUUCCAGGUAACCCUGACCCUAACCCACCCUACCUCUUCCAGGUAACCCUAACCCACCCUACCUCUUCCAGGUAACCCUGACCCUAACCCACCCUACCUCUUCCAGGUAACCCUGACCCACCCUACCUCUUCCAGGUAACCCUAACCCACCCUACCUCUUCCAGGUAACCCUAACCCUGACCCACCCUACCUCUUCCAGGUAACCCUGACCCUGACCCACCCUACCUCUUCCAGGUAACCCUGACCCUAACCCACCCUACCUCUUCCAGGUAACCCUAACCCUAACCCACCCUACCUCUUCCAGGUAACCCUGAUCCUAACCCACCCUACCUCUUCCAGGUAACCCUGACCCUAACCCACCCUACCUCUUCCAGGUAACCCUGACCCACCCUACCUCUUCCAGGUAACCCUAACCCACCCUACCUUUUCCAGGUAACCCUAACCCACCCUACCUCUUCCAGGUAACCCUAACCCACCCUACCUCUUCCAGGUAACCCUGACCCUAACCCACCCUACCUCUUCCAUGUAACCCUAACCCUAACCCACCCUACCUCUUCCAGGUAACCCUGACCCUAACCCACCCUACCUCUUCCAGGUAACCCUAACCCACCCUACCUCUUCCAGGUAACCCUGACCCACCCUACCUCUUCCAGGUAACCCUAACCCUGACCCACCCUACCUCAUCCAGGUAACCCUGACCCUGACCCACCCUACCUCUUCCAGGUAACCCUGACCCUAACCCACCCUACCUCUUCCAGGUAACCCUAACCCACCCUACCUCUUCCAGGUAACCCUGACCCACCCUACCUCAUCCAGGUAACCCUGAUCCUAACCCACCCUACCUCUUCCAGGUAACCCUGACCCUAACCCACCCUACCUCUUCCAGGUAACCCUGACCCACCCUACCUCUUCCAGGUAACCCUAACCCACCCUACCUUUUCCAGGUAACCCUAACCCACCCUACCUCUUCCAGGUAACCCUAACCCACCCUACCUCUUCCAGGUAACCCUGACCCUAACCCACCCUACCUCUUCCAUGUAACCCUAACCCUA
Salvelinus fontinalis (brook trout) is the source of this 9071-nucleotide messenger RNA. RefSeq names its product SH3 and multiple ankyrin repeat domains protein 3-like. Gene Ontology annotation, molecular function: ionotropic glutamate receptor binding; synaptic receptor adaptor activity. The transcript is spliced from 22 exons. Bases 1559 to 6004 code for a protein of 1481 amino acids. The record is from RefSeq and is a predicted model, not a curated record. Lineage: Eukaryota; Metazoa; Chordata; Actinopteri; Salmoniformes; Salmonidae. Gene Ontology annotation, cellular component: dendritic spine; postsynaptic membrane; postsynaptic density.